Theobroma cacao (cacao) is the source of this 1322-nucleotide messenger RNA. RefSeq lists its product as uncharacterized. The record is from RefSeq and is a predicted model, not a curated record. Lineage: Eukaryota; Viridiplantae; Streptophyta; Magnoliopsida; Malvales; Malvaceae.
AUAAUUCCACUUUCUGGCCAGCUUCUUUUGCUCCAUUCUCCUUUUCCCUGUUAACUAAACGUCCUUGGCCCGUCAACAUUCUAUAUUUAUGCACCUAGUUCAUCCCCAAAGAGUUGCUCAUCUCAGUCAGUACUCUCAAGCUUUGCUUAGAGCCAUGGAUGCAAGGGGGCACUAUCUAAGAUUGCUCAAUUCGGUCGUAUGCAUUUCCAUUUUACCCACCAUUCUCUUCACUCGCUGUGAUGCCAGAAUUAUGGUUCACAUAUGGAAGCAGCAAGGCUCAAAGCUCCAGAAAAGUCCAAUCAGCGAGUUGAUUAACAAACUAAAAAUAACAAAUCGUGUCAACUCCAAUGUUGAUCCAUAUACCAUAAACUCACCUUUCUAUUUACCACCUUUUGACUCACUAUCACCACUUCCUCAGCCUGACCACUCUCCUCCCUUUUAUCAGUACCCUCCAUUCACCCCACAAUCACCUUCCAUCCCUCCGCCAUCUCCAAUGAGCUACGGACUGGCAACUCCUCCACCACCUAGUAACAUCCACACCCCUCCAGCAAAUCCCCCUGAACAUGGGCUCAGUCCACCUAGCAUUUUCCCAAGUCCUCCUCAACAUCAGCCUAGCCCACCAAAACAUGUUCCCAACCCCCCUAAGCAUGUUCCAGGCCAACCCAUUUAUGAACCGCCAAUGGUGAACCCACCUCCUUUGGGGCCGCCUCCUCCAGGCAAAGGGUCAAAGUCUGGUGUUUGGUGUGUUGCUAAGCCGACAGUGCCUGAUCCGAUAAUCCAAGCAGCCAUGGACUAUGCAUGUGGGUCUGGUGCAGAUUGCAAGGCAAUCCAGCCGAAUGAGGCCUGCUUUCAACCCAAUACAUUGAUUUCGCACGCUUCAUAUGCUUUCAACAGCUACUGGCAAAACACCAAGGGGACAGGUGGAACUUGUGACUUUGGAGGGACUGCCAUGCUUGUAACCGUUGAUCCUAGUUCUGAGAAGUGCCAGUUCAGCUACAGUUGAUUGCUGAAGACAGAAAGCCCCAGUUUAAAAGACCAAUCAACCCUCAAGUCCACUGCUUUCUAUUUCAGGAGUUUGAACCAGCAGUACUUUUGCUAGACGUGAUUCUAUGUAUAGAUGUAGCAUUUUGGCUGUUGCACUACUUAGCUGAAACUGUUAGCUUGUUUGCUUCCUUCUGUGAACCGGAUAGAGUUUGAACUAUAGUAUUUUUAUAUGAUGUAUAAACAAGUCCCGGGCAAUUUAUAUUUUACAGCAUAAUGUAUAAACAAAAACCUGCAAUAUUCUGAGACACAGAAUAAUGUGGAAUAGACUUAUUCCCAAA